This is a messenger RNA of Mya arenaria, 2971 nucleotides long. Its product is annotated as apidaecins type 73-like. The transcript is spliced from 2 exons. Bases 360 to 1322 code for a protein of 320 amino acids. The record is from RefSeq and is a predicted model, not a curated record. NCBI's taxonomy places the organism in Eukaryota, Metazoa, Mollusca, Bivalvia, Myida, Myidae.
GCCAAUAAUGUUGAAUGCAUCAAGUAAUAAAUAUCAUAAUGUUUAUGCAUCUCUUGUAUUUAUGUUACUAUCAUAAAAUAGCUACUAUACUAAUUGUCAUGAAGCUUAAAAGUCAAUUUCUAACAGCUAAAUAAACAUCUUUAACAGUGUAGCAAAUGUGUGAAGUCUUGCAUUCAAAUGGCGAUAAUUACUAGUUAUUAUCACCUUUCAGGCAGUGUGCCAUCACACAAUAGCCACUAUAUAAUACAUAUGUGGUUCACUUGGUCCUGAAAUGGUACACUAAGGAACUGGUUCACUUGUGAAAUGGUUCACUUCGUCCUGCACCCGUAAACGGUUGAUUAUAGAUACAUCUAGGUAAAAUGACAGACUCUAAACCACGCCCCUAUCCAGGUUAUAAUCCAGAAGGGGUGGACAACAGUCCGAGGCAAGUGGCUCGUGUCAAACCGGAAGCUGAGGGUUUUGCAAAUAGAGGUCAUGGUUCACUGGACUUAUUUGCAAGAACUCCAAGAUAUAUUGAUGAUCCACAGCCAGAACCAAGAUGCCCUGGUAAUUCUGCGCGACGGAAUUACGAAGUUGGGCGUCAUGGGACUGUCAAUGCCCUAUUGUAUGGUCAGGCAACUCCACGGGCUGACUACGAACCUGCCCCACGUGUUAAGAGUGAAGCAGAGCCUAUUGCUGAGGCUCAUAAGGGUAGAGCUACCUCGGCUUUACUAAAUUCUUAUGGACAUUUGCCGACAGAUGAUCCCAGUGUACCCAGAGUAAAACCGGAAGCAGAAGACACUGCAGAGCAACAUAAGGGUGGAAGGAUGAACUGUUUAUUGCAUGACCCGAAAAAGCUCCCUAAUUCAGCUCGCCCUGUCCCUAGGGUUAAAACUGAGGCUGCAAUGACAGCCGAUCAAGGUAAAGGAGGACAAAUGAAUAAGACCAUGCACAGUUAUGGUUCUUCAUCAUCUAGACAAACAUAUGCACCGAGGGUGAAACCGGAAGCAUCAGAAAAUGCUGAGAAAGGCAAAGGCUACAUGGGGACCCUGUUUGGAAAGUAUGGCAAGCUCCCCACAGACGUGCAACCGGUCCCAAAAGUCCGCGGGGAGGGAGGGGAGAACAUGAACCUAGACCAAGGCGGUCGAAUGUCACGACUUAUGUAUGAGGGGAGCCGGCUUCCACAGGACCCUAAACCGCCACCAAGGGCAAACACCAAGUCCGCUAAGAAUAUAUUAAAGGCCAGUAGGGGUCAGAUGGCUCAGAUAUUCGCUGAGCAGGGUAAAAGACAAACUGUUGCAAAAGCAGGUGUGCGUUCGUCCUCAGCUUUGGGGGUUUACUAGUUUUUGACUUUAUUUAUAUUUGCAAUACUGAAUUGUGAUCUUUUGUCCGUUUUCUUUUUAAUCAUAGAAAUUAUCAUACAUGUUUUAUAAUACUGUUUAUAUUUUAUCUGCUAUUGAUGUUGGUUAGUACUUAUCGUUUGUUCAUAGAUAGUAAUCUUAUCUUUUUACCCCUGUGGCCUUAAUGUUGUUGCAUUUUAAAGAGUUUUUAAAACAUAGUUUGAUAUAUAACAUUUACUACUGUUGUUUGUUGAAGUAUUGUUAACGGUAAUGAACUUCUAGUCUGGAUAUAUGUAUCCAGUUAGAGCAUCCGAUAUACAAAAAGGAUUUUUGUUGUAUUGUGCCGUUAGGUAUCAUGUCAAACCUCUAUGUCUGGCCCCUAUAUUUUAAAUGAUUUUAAGUGUAAAAAGCUUAAGAUGCUUAUUUCAUUAGGAAAUCUUGAUUUUAAUUAAUAAAAAUUAGUUUAUCAUGUUUUAGUUUAUCAUAAAGAUAAUUUCCUUUUCAAGUAAAAAUUAUACCAAUACAAAAAUAGUCACUUUGAUCUUGCUUGCUAUGAGAGACUUAAGGUGUUCUUUAACAAUGGGGCCUGGUGACCCCAUAUACUUUUGGUAUCAUUUGAAAGGGUAUUUCAUACUGAUAAGUAGUAUGUAAAAUACAUGAACAAAAACAUAUUGAUAAAGUUCUUGCAGUUUGUGUUUUUCCUUGUUUAUUUCAAAUGAAAUCGAACAUGAUUCUGCCUAUUUUGUAUCUUUUAGGGGCCAAAAAACCUUACUUGUGAUAUCUUUCUCAGUAUAUACUAUAUGUUUUACAUACAUGUAUUCAUUCUCUUCAUGGGAUUCCAAGUUCUCUACUCAUUAAACCUUUUAAAAUGACACCAAAAUAAUAAAGGGUCAAAAGGCCUCCCAAAUUAACAUAUUUGUACAUGGGUUUCCUUCAACUCAUCAUAUAUCACUUGCAUUGUGCUGAUAAGCAUGUUGGGCCUUAUACUAGUAGCUGUUAUUUCUAAAUACAUGUAGUAUAUUAGCUGUGAUAAUCUGGGGCCUUUAAAUAUGCCUGUUGCUUUCAAAAUAUUGUAAUACUAUAACAUUUACUGUUGAUACUACAAUAUUUACUCUGUCUCAUAUCAGACUGUACAAUCACUCGUACAUAAAGGUAUAUUUUUGCAUUCUUAUUAGUUUUUGUUUUGUUAGAAUAGUGCAAUAUGAUUCAUAUAUUUGCGGGCAUUUUUUUACAGACAAAAAUGCUUAUUAUAUAAUGUCAUCAUUACCUUAUUAAUAAAUAGUUCUGUAAGUUAAGAAAUACAUGUAUCAACACAAUGUGUAUUAUCAUCUUUUUACAUUUCAAAUAUUUUAUAUGAAUAGCAAUAUUUUUAAACAGUUUUAUUGCAUUUACAUUUGAGGACAUAGACAUCAUUCUGAGAUGAUCCAACAAUUAUGGCAUAUUGUUUGUGACAUAUUUUUUUUAGAUGUGAUAAAUCCUGCGAGUUUUUGUUGCUGGUUUUCACACAUCUUUUGUUUAUAAUAAUGCUCAGUAUUUCAGAACAAAUGUACUGUAAAAGAGAUUGUUUACCCCCAAAACGAUAUAUUAUUUAGAUAAAAGAGUUAUAAUUUAUUGUAAUGUACGUGCGAGAAAUAAUAAAUGUAAUAAAAUGA